Messenger RNA from Fomitopsis serialis, 906 nucleotides. RefSeq lists its product as uncharacterized. The record is from RefSeq and is a predicted model, not a curated record. The transcript has 3 exons. Lineage: Eukaryota; Fungi; Basidiomycota; Agaricomycetes; Polyporales; Fomitopsidaceae. The annotation marks the transcript as partial.
CCGCUGCCACUUCCCUCGGACGCUCCUCCGCCCGGCUUCGAACACGAGCACAUUGAGGACUACAGCUCAGUCGACUCCAACACUGCCGCGUUCGCCACCAACCUCGACAGGCGGGACGUGUUCCUGGGCCAGCAGGCCUGUAUCGUAUGCGGCGCAGACAUAGUAGAGCGCUGUCAUGUCAUCCCACCAUCCGAACGGGAAACAUGGGAGGACCUACAAAACCGGGGCUAUGUCCCUACCACAGCGAAGAGUGCCUCAGACGAGCUGAGGAACGCCAUCACGCUUUGCCCAAACCACCACAAAAGGUUCGACAGCUACCAGGCGUUCAUCCGCUUCUGUCCCGAAGUCAGGAAGUACGUGUUCGUGAAUUACAGUGAAACCCCAAGCGAGACCGCCUUCCACGGCAAGGCCGUCGCGCUCGAGAGCCACCACGACCACGCACCCUUCCCCGCCGUCUUCCUCAUACACGAAUGCCGCGUCCGGGGCUUCUGGCCUUUCCGGAGCCCCACCGUCGACAUCCUUUCGCCAGUCCCCUGGCAGGACUGGCUCCUCUCCCGCGAGAUCAUCGACUCUGAGGAGAACAUCCGCCACGAGGGCCGUGCGGGGCCCGUCGCCAGCACAUACGUGCAUGCGCCCGGACCAACGAUGCCGCUCCCGUUCCCUGCCUUCCCUGCUUGUGUUGAUCCAGUGUUGCUAGUUACGGGCAUGCACACUAUCCCUCCCCCCACGACGGAUUUCGUGGCCCUCGUUCUUGCCGCCGCACAGAGCAUGCCGACGUGGAGGGCGUGCCAGAUCGAGGGGCAGUCGUGGGAGGGCGCGGCCGAGGAGAACAUCACGAAGUACCAACAUGCCGUCGGUAGCGACCAGGUGGAGCGCGCGCAGCACGGCGGUCUACCGUUCUUUUGA